Molecule: messenger RNA, 8204 nt
Organism: Rana temporaria (common frog)
Lineage: Eukaryota; Metazoa; Chordata; Amphibia; Anura; Ranidae
Gene: NRXN1
Product: neurexin 1
Exons: 23
Coding region: 756-5249 (1497 amino acids)
Source: RefSeq, a predicted model, not a curated record
UCCUCCUCUCCAUCCUCUCCAUCCCCUCCUUCACUCCUGGAGAUCGGAGCACAAGCCUGGAGCUGCUGGAAAGGCAGAGCACUGGUUUGAUCCCAAGACCUGGGCAAUUGUCCCCCUUCCCAUGGACUGAUCCCUACCAACCGCCAUCACCUCCAUCUAAGGCCAGCUCUGCUCACCCGACGCAGAUUGAUGGGUUGUAUUAGACUUCAUCUGAAUGGGAUCUCGUUGUUGUUGUGGAAAGGAAAAAAGAAGAGUUGUUAAGAUUUUUCCAUGUGGAAGGCUUGCUUCGGUCUUACAGUGCAUCAUUUCUGCUUGAGCUUGAGAGAAAGAUCUAGGAGAACCAUGAGUGAUGAUUCAUGCCCUCUUUUGUAGUGCCAUGGCAAACCCGUCGUUGAUCUAUUCUUACUGUGGGAUUUAAGUAAGCAGUGAAGAGAAAGGUGUAUGCUUAGCUUUGGAUAGUCUCCAAAAAGAUUAUCCAGAUUUGGAUGCUAAAAGAAAGUUGGGACUUCACUGAAUUCUACUGAAGAAGAACUGGAUGUCUACCAUGCAUGAUACCAUGGAACAUUAGAGCUCCAUCAUUUUUACAAUUUUUUUUUCUUAAUUAAGUGUGUGUUUGGUCUAACUGGCUGUCCACUGACCACUGGUGGGCUACAAAAGUGAGACACAAUAUUUUUGUUGGAUUGGUUCCCCACUAAGAAGUCAAUCUGGAAGAUCCACGCAAUUUAAAGGACCCUCAAGACAUUAAGUCAUUAAAAAUGGCUAGUGUCCUUAAACAAGGGGGGCUUAUUAUCUGGAUGGUCUUAAUUCUUGGAUGCAUGGUGGAUUUGGGCUGUGGCCUAGAAUUCCCUGGGACAGAAGGCCAGUGGACUCGCUUCCCUAAGUGGAAUGCAUGUUGUGAGAGUGAGAUGAGUUUUAACAUGAAGACCAAAAGAUCGAGUGGACUUGUUAUAUACUUUGAUGAUGAGGGUUUCUGUGACUUCCUGGAGCUCAUUCUCUCUGAUGGAAAACUCAAGUUAAGCUUUUCUAUCUUCUGCGCCGAACCAGCUUCUCUCCUAACAGAUUUUGCAGUUAAUGACAACAACUGGCACUCGGUGGUCAUCAAGAGAAAUUUCAAGAACACAACGUUAAUCUUAGACAAAGAAAGUAAGUGGGUGGAAGUGAAAUCGAAACGGAGAGAUAUGACGGUUUUCAGCAAUCUUUUUAUAGGUGGGAUCCCACCAGAACUAAAAUCUUCCACGCUCAAAUUAACAUUCCCAGCAGUAAAAGACCACAGCCCCUUUCAAGGUUGGAUAACUGAUGUCCGGGUCAAUUUCACAGACUCCUCUCCAGUAACCUACAGUGACAUUAAGUUGGAGGACACUACAAACCCAUGUGACAAAGAUCAGGUUUGUCAAAAUGGCGGAAUUUGUUCAGUUGUGAAUGAAGAAGCUACGUGCGACUGUUCCCAGACCGGUUUUCAAGGGAAAGACUGCAGUGAAGAAGACAACCAUGUAGAAGGUCUGGCGCACCUGAUGAUGGGCGACCAAGGUAAAAGUAAAGGAAAGGAAGAAUACAUCGCUACAUUUAAAGGAUCCGAGUAUUUCUGCUAUGAUUUGUCUCAAAAUCCAAUACAAAGCAGCAGCGAUGAAAUUACUUUGUCGUUUAAAACCCUUCAGAGGAACGGACUGAUGCUUCACACAGGGAAAUCUGCAGACUACGUCAAUCUGGCGCUGAAAAACGGAGCGGUCUCUUUGGUCAUUAAUUUGGGGUCAGGGGCCUUUGAGGCCUUGGUGGAACCAGUGAAUGGAAAAUUUAAUGACAAUAACUGGCAUGAUGUGAAAGUAACAAGAAACCUGCGUCAGCACUCAGGCAUUGGACACGCUAUGGUAAACAAACUACAUUGUUCGGUAACAAUAUCAGUGGAUGGGAUUCUGACCACAACAGGAUACACACAAGAGGACUACACCAUGUUGGGCUCAGAUGACUUUUUCUAUGUUGGAGGAAGCCCCAGCACAGCAGAUCUUCCAGGCUCACCAGUCAGCAACAACUUCAUGGGAUGUCUAAAGGAGGUUGUAUAUAAAAACAAUGAUGUACGGUUAGAAUUGUCAAGACUUGCCAAACAAGGUGAUGCCAAAAUGAAGGUUCAUGGUAUUGUCGCCUUUAAAUGUGAGAAUGUUGCAACUCUUGACCCAAUCACUUUUGAAACUCCUGAGUCCUACAUUUCUUUACCAAAAUGGAAUGCAAAAAAGACUGGCUCAAUAUCCUUUGACUUCCGUACAACAGAACCCAAUGGCCUAAUACUAUUCAGCCAUGGGAAGCCUCGACACCAAAAAGAUGCCAAGAACCCCCAAAUGGUAAAGGUGGACUUCUUUGCUAUUGAAAUGCUAGAUGGACACCUAUUUUUACUUCUAGACAUGGGAUCAGGAACCAUUAAAAUAAGAGCGCUUCCGAAGAAGGUCAAUGACGGAGAAUGGUACCAUGUGGACUUCCAACGCGACGGACGCACAGGUACCAUAUCUGUCAAUACGAUGCGCAAUCCAUAUACAGCUCCUGGUGAUAGUGAAAUUCUUGACUUGGAUGAUGACUUGUACCUUGGGGGUUUGCCAGAAAAUAAAGCCGGUUUGGUUUUCCCAACCGAAGUGUGGACAGCUCCUCUUAACUAUGGAUAUGUUGGAUGCAUAAGAGACUUAUUUAUAGAUGGCCAAAGUAAAGACAUACGCCAGAUGGCGGAACUUCAAGGCACAGCUGGAGUAAAGCCUUCAUGUUCUAGAGAAACAGCCAAACCCUGCAUCAACAAUCCAUGCAAAAAUAAUGGAAUCUGUAGAGAUGGAUGGAAUCGAUAUGUCUGUGAUUGUUCUGCUACUGGCUUCCUCGGUCGCUCUUGUGAAAGAGAGGCCACUAUUUUGAGUUAUGACGGAAGCAUGUUUAUGAAAAUACAACUUCCGGUUGUUAUGCACACGGAGGCAGAAGAUGUGACUUUGCGUUUCCGGUCGCAGCGUGCAUACGGUAUUUUAAUGGCGACCACUUCAAGAGAAUCUGCAGAUACUUUACGACUGGAACUGGAUGCUGGACGCGUAAAACUUACGGUUAACUUAGACUGUAUCAGGAUUAACUGUAAUUCCAGCAAAGGCCCAGAGACACUUUAUGCUGGUUAUAACCUCAAUGAUAAUGAAUGGCACACAGUACGUGUGAUACGACGAGGAAAGAGUUUAAAGUUAAUUGUGGAUGAUCAACAAGACAUGACAGGUCAAAUGGCUGGUGACCACACGAGACUGGAAUUCCACAACAUUGAAACUGGGAUCAUCACUGAGCGCCGUUACCUGACCGCUGUCCCUUCCAAUUUCAUUGGCCAUCUGCAGAGCCUAACCUUCAACAGCAUGCCCUACAUUGACCUCUGCAAGAACGGAGAUAUUGAUUAUUGUGAACUAAAUGCCCGCUUCGGGUUCAGGAACAUCAUUGCCGACCCGGUUACUUUUAAGACAAAAGCCAGCUAUGUGGCCUUGGCCACUUUGCAGGCAUAUACCUCUAUGCACCUCUUCUUUCAGUUCAAAACCACAUCUCCAGAUGGCCUCAUUCUUUAUAACAGCGGUGAUGGCAAUGACUUUAUUGUUGUUGAACUGGUUAAAGGGUAUCUACAUUAUGUGUUUGACUUAGGCAAUGGUGCAAAUCUCAUUAAGGGGAGCUCUAACAAGCCCCUAAACGACCAUCAGUGGCACAAUGUAAUGAUUUCACGAGACACCAGCAACCUCCAUACUGUAAAAAUUGACACAAAAAUCACUACACAGAGCACAGCCGGAGCAAGGAACCUUGACCUCAAAAGUGACCUAUUCAUCGGAGGUGUUGCCAAAGAAAUGUACAAAACACUGCCAAAGCUUGUACACGCCAAGGAAGGAUUCCAAGGCUGCCUUGCUUCUGUUGAUCUGAAUGGACGUCUUCCAGACUUGAUCUCAGAUGCUCUUUUGUGUAAUGGACAAAUAGAAAGAGGAUGUGAAGGUCCAAGCACAACAUGUCAAGAGGAUUCCUGUGCGAAUCAGGGUGUGUGCUUGCAACAAUGGGACGGAUUCAACUGUGACUGCAGCAUGACCUCAUUUAGCGGCACCUUGUGCAAUGACCCUGGAACAACGUAUAUUUUUAGUAAAGGAGGAGGACAGAUAACAUACACGUGGCCCCCGAACGAUCGGCCUAGCACACGCGCAGACAGACUGGCGAUAGGGUUUAGCACGGUACAAAAAGAAGCAGUAUUGGUUAGAGUGGACAGCUCUUCAGGACUCGGGGACUACCUAGAGCUGCACAUACACCAAGGAAAAAUCGGAGUCAAAUUUAAUGUGGGAACAGAUGACAUCUCAAUUGAAGAAGUUAAUGCAAUUAUUAAUGAUGGAAAGUACCACGUGGUACGUUUCACGAGAAGUGGGGGUAAUGCCACCUUACAAGUCGACAACUUACCAACAAUAGAACGUUUCCCAGCAGGAAACAAUGAUAACGAACGCCUGGCGAUUGCUAGACAGCGAAUUCCAUAUCGACUUGGUCGAGUAGUUGAUGAUUGGCUACUCGACAAAGGACGCCAGCUCACAAUCUUCAAUAGCCAGGCAACCAUUAAAAUCGGUGGGAAGGAACGGGGACAUCCUUUUCAAGGCCAGCUUAGUGGCCUUUACUACAAUGGCUUAAAAGUUCUGAACAUGGCUGCUGAAAGUGAUGCCAACAUCGUGAUAGAGGGGAAUGUGAGGCUUGUUGGUGAUGUGCCUUCAUCCAUGACAACGGAGUCAACCGCCACGGCAAUGCAGUCCGAAAUGUCCACCUCUAUUAUGGAAACCACCACCACACUGGCCACAAGCACUAGAAGAAUAAAGACACCUACAAGGGAACCUGUUGGUCAGAGUUCUGAUGACCUCUUGGUUGCUUCUGCGGAGUGCCCCAGUGAGGAUGAUGAGGACAUCGAUCCGUGUGAGCAGAGCUCAGGUGGGUUAGUAAACCCAACAAGAGCAGGUGGGAGAGAUAUUCCAGGAUCGGCGGAGGUCAUCAGGGAAUCCAGCAGCACAACCGGCAUGGUCGUUGGCAUAGUAGCUGCAGCCGCCCUGUGCAUCCUCAUCCUCCUUUACGCCAUGUACAAGUACCGAAACAGGGAUGAAGGCUCCUAUCAUGUUGAUGAGAGUCGAAACUACAUUAGUAACUCAGCGCAGUCCAAUGGGGCUGUGAUUAAGGAAAAACAACCCAGCAGCGCUAAAAGUUCAAACAAAAAUAAGAAAAACAAGGACAAAGAAUAUUACGUCUGAUCCCAGCCGCUUAACGAACACGUGUAUAGAAAUAGUCUUCAUUUUAUCUGAGACAUAAAAAUUAACAAACUUAUUUACUUUACUUUUUAUGAAGCACAUUGAAAAUAUAAAAAAAAAUAAAGAAGACAGGGAAUGCGAUCAGAAAGGAAAGACUGUUUUUAAAAAAAAAUGUAAAACAAAUGAAAAAAAAAAUAUAUAUAAAACAAGCACAUCACGGUGUUGUUUCCCAGAAACUGGAGCCACUUAAGAUAUCCAACUAUCUACAGUGUUUUCGUAUAUUCUGCCCAUCCAUUUAAUGCGGUUGGAAUGUUUUGGAAAGACGUUGAAUAGACAAAGCAUUCUUCAAGCACAGAAAAAAAAAAUAUACAACUUGGAGGCACAAUUCAAAAUUUUAAAAAUAAAUUCCAAUUCCGUUCAGGCACAACGUAAAGAAACAAAAAAUAAAGAAGCUACCUAUGAUUCUGGAUGCAGCCAAAGUGCUUGUGCCCUCUUGAUCAUGGAAGUAUGUACGCCGGCGAAAAACUUGUCUGAACUUGCAAAAACGCUGUGGCUUGUGGCAAUGGGGCAGCGAAGCAACCAUGGAGACACGUCUGGUACAAAAAGCUGGCUUUUCUGAAAAACUUUUGAAAAAAACUUUCACAAAGACCCCUUUCUGGUUGUGAAGAGUAUGUUACGGAGGCCUUAUUUUCACAAAUACGGAACAUAAGGCCCUUUUUCAAAAUUAAAACAAGAGGGAUAGAUGCAAUCAUUGAAAAUUUUCAUGCACGCUUAAUAUGUUACUACAUAUGUUUAUAUAAAACACAUCUAUAUGUGCUUUCUGGACUGUGAUAAGUGAUGUUUUAUAGCCUGUUGUAUAGACAAUGCAAAAUAUAUCUGCUCUUCAGCCAUUUUUGGUAAACUCAAUGUUCUAAGUGUUGCUAGGUAUAGACAGUUUUCCAAUGUCUGACCCAACAGACAUAUUUCAGUUUCUUGCUGCCAUUAUCCAAUUUUUAUCUUUUAUUUUUAAAUUCUUGUGAGUAUGCCGCUGGGGGAUGUGUAUGAAUGUAAAAUAAAAAAAUAAAAAAAAUUGUUAAAAAUAUACAGCACAAUAGCCAACAUUCCACUGCAGCCAAGUUCCAGUAUGGCGAGCCACAAGGUGUGAAGAUAUCUAACUUUCUCCAAACAAAUUUAAAAAGUCUGGCAUAAUGUAAUUCUUUAUGCUAGCUAAUUAACUGUAAGGACCUUUUACUUUUUUUUAACUAUGACAUGACAUGCCUUUUAUGUGUUUAAUUAAAUAAUAAUUAAAAAAUAAUGGACCUUGAAUUUAUGUAAAAAAAAAAAAGUAUUAAAUACGAUUGAUACACAUGAACAGAAAAGGGUGUUCGUGUUGAUUAUGGCUUGGGAACGUCUGCAGUUUUUUCACUGCAAGUAAAUGUGUUUAUGUGUCCUUUCUCCAAAUAUAUAUUGUUUCGAUAAAAAAAAAUAUUUUUGGCUUAAAUUAAAAAAUACAAUUAGCAAUCUUGUAGAUAUAAUAGUUGUCUUUCUCAUAAGAACAUGAAAAAUUCUAAGCAAAAUAGAGUAAUAUCCUAAAAUAAAAUGGCGUUGUUUUCAUAUAUUUAAAAAAAAAAUGUAUUUUUCUGUAAAUCACAAUUUUUGGAGUUAUAAAGCAAAUUAAUAUAUAGUAAUGCAUUAAAAAUUCUUAAGCUUUGCUGAAUUAAGCUUGUUGCAAAAGACUUGAGAGAGUAACAUAUCACUCAAGAGGAAAUGCAAAGAGAAUAUAUUAACCUAAAAGUUGGUACUUCAAGAGAACUCAGUCUUUUCACUUGAAGGUCUCCUGAGAAGAGUGUGAAUGUUCACACAUUAUAGACGGGAAGAGUUUAAAAUUAAUUUCAACAGAAGGGGGUAACAAAGCAAAAGAGCGUGUUUUAUUUACCAGGUAACUUUGAAAAAAAUCCUUAAAAUAUUAGACAUGUUCUCUCAAGCUCACGGAAAAGUUGAUAAAAAUAUUAAUAGGGCUUCCAAAUACCAUUAGUCCUGAUUUUUGCAAGGGUGUUUUGAUCACCCCCCAAAGCCAGUAGCUUGUAGAAGAACAGGGGGCAUCAAAUAACUUUUCCUGCUACAAAUCUCCAUCUGGACACUAGAGAAAGUCAACUGUACUCAGGGAUACAAAGUUAUUUAAUGCUGUAUUGCACAAAAACGUGUGAAAGGUCCAGUCAUGAUUAUAGUUCUCUAAAAAAAAAAACAACAAUUGUGGUCCAAACAAGACUUGCCAAAUUGAGAAGUUGAACAUGCUAUGAUAGAAAAGUACUACAAGUCUUUUAUAAAGUAUUUUAUUUUAUGUAAUCAAAAUGUCAAAUGUCAAUUGUUUCUUUGUAUACAUCUAUUUUGCCAACACUUUUUAUCUUUGAUAAUCAUUGAUACCAUAAUUACGAGCUACUAUUUCAGUUAUAUAAUUAUGUUACUGAUAUUUUUGCAUUUAUUUGUAGUACCGGUACCAUUGCUUCAAAUUUGUUUUAGAUUUUCAGUCAAACUAUGUAUGCAAUUUUGCUAUAGCAUUUCAACGUCAUCAUUGUUAAUCCUUUCAUAGAAUGAGGAUUCACUUGACGCAUUUCGAUGCGUUGUGUUCCAGUUCCCUUUCAUUGAAAGGGUAGGUACAUUUUAUAUUCUGCAACAGGGUUUUUCUUUUCUUUAUUUUUUUUUCUUUUUUUCUUUUUUCCCUGUAUAUUUGCUGUACUUAGUCUGGAUGAGGUGGCUUAUUUCCAAUUCUGUAAUGUGUUGCCUUUACAACAAAAUCAAAAAAAGUGUGAGAUGAUUCAUCCCCAAAAAAUCAAAACCAAGAGGCCCACAGCCAGUUUAUUGUGUUUGUGUGAUAGAUAUUGAAAAUGAAAUUUAUUUUGUUGCAAGGCCAAUUUAUCCAUUACUGGAAAUGCUAAGCAAGUGGAAUUUAUUGUUUUGUUAAUAAAAUGUUUCUUAAUA